This is a messenger RNA of Seminavis robusta, 2292 nucleotides long. The record is from the annotation of a GenBank genome assembly. Lineage: Eukaryota; Bacillariophyta; Bacillariophyceae; Naviculales; Naviculaceae.
CCCAAGCUGCCUGUACAGAGUUUGGAGGAAAACAGAAAUUGGAAGGAUUUUUUGGUUUCCGGUUUGUGGAUGUCCAGUGACACCUUCAGGUCACACAUUAUCUUAUCUUUUGGGUUGAUGCUCGUUUCGUCUUGCGGGGUGAUUGAGUGUAAGGGUAUCGUAUACUGUGCGGCAAGCAAUAGGACAGGAAGCUAAGUUUAGCUUGACAGUGGGUAGCAUUCAGUCAAGUGUUCCGACUUCUAGACAGAUAGUAUUGGAAUGAGCUCUGAGGCUGAUGCGACAGCUUCCGCAGCGGCGGCGGCUGCUGCUUCGUCCGAGUCUUCCUCUACCAACGAUAAUAUGGAGGGGAGAGCCAAACGCCCGGCCCCAGAAGACACCGAGGAGGAUACGGCAAAACGGCAAAAAGUCCCGUUGCCGCCUCAGCCGGCACCCGUGUUUCUAUUUGCCACCAGCACAGAUGUUCAGGCACGAAGAGGGGCCUCUCGAGAUGACUGGUGUCGAACACAAUGCUUGACCUUGCGAGAAAUGUUAGGCAUGGGCGACUACAGCGACGAUUCCAUGUCGAUGGGACCCAUUGACUUUAUCUUUAUUUCCAACUACAUUGUCAAUUUCGAGUUCUUGCUGGAUGAAGUACCCGAACUCUUGUCACUGCCACGAGCCUGUGUCGUCUACGGGGCCAAGGAGGGAUCCGAAAAUGCCUGGCGACAAGCAUCCACCAGUGCCGAUGGAUCCUGUAGUGUCGAUUUUGUCUGUCGCAAUCCGGCCGAUCCACCGGCCACGGCCACCAAUCCACUCGCCCACAAAAUACCCUACGGAGUGCACCACUCCAAGUUUUUCUUGGUGGGGUUUUCGUCGGGUCUGCUGCGAGUAGUCAUUCAUACCGCCAAUCUACGUCAUUCCGAUGUCAACAACAAGGCGCAGGGAGCCUACAUUCAAAACUUUGGUCGCAAAACGCCAAACAAUACCACAACCACAACAGACUUUGAAGAUAGCUUGGUACAAUACAUUCAAUCCUACAAAUACAACAAGAAAUUCCGAUGGGAUGAUUCCAACACCAAUGCUGCGGUAGUCACAAUUGCAGAACAACUACGAAAGUACGACUUUUCGACAGCACUGGCCGUUCUUGUUCCUUCCAUUCCGGGAUAUCACAAAAUCAACAACAAUCAGAAUCUUUUGGGACACCUGAAGGUGCGACAGCAACUGGCACGGAUACGACAAGAGAAACAAAAAGGAGAAAAGCAACAGCCGAUAGGACCGAUUGUGUGUCAAUUCUCGUCCAUGGGAUCGCUGACGAACAAAUAUCUGCAUCGAUUGGCGUAUUCCAUGAAUGUGGCCAGGGCCAAAGGCGUUGACGAUGGGAAUACUUCCGAAGAUGACGAACAAAAACCCAUCAAUCUGCAACUCGUCUAUCCCACAUCGGACGAAAUCUGCAACUCGUUGGAAGGCUACCGAGGUGGAAACUCGGUGCCAGGGACACUCAAGAAUGUCUCCAAAGACUUUUUGAGACCCUUUUACCGCAAAUGGUCCGCCUCCAAGUCCUUCUUGUCGUCUCUAGCCCUGACGCGAGCGGACAGCGAGGCACCGACCAAUCCACUCUGGAAGGGCAACAACGUCCCUCAUAUCAAAACGUACUUUCAGUUGAGCAGCAACAACGAUGAUACCGACGGUGGUGCCAUGGAAUGGUUCGUCUUGACAUCCCACAAUCUUUCCAAGGCCGCUUGGGGGGACGUGCAAAACUCGACCAAACACAAGGAAAAACGACUCUUUAUUCGACAUUGGGAACUGGGUGUCCUUCUUUCACCGGAUCAACUGGGAGCCCAACGGUUGGUCCCCUGGAGUCCAGCGGCGGAAAAACAAAAAGACGUCGUGACGGUUCCGCUCCCGUACCGUCACAAGCCGCUUCCGUAUGCCGAUGCCGACAAACCCUGGGCGGUCGAUCAACGCUAUGUGCGUCUGGAUAUUUUUGGGCGGCGUGCUGCUUCCGAUGCCUAGCUAACUACAAUAGCUAUUGAAUGUGGACAAUGGCAAAUACGACUGUGCGUGUUGUCGUUACCUACAUUCAAAUAGCUGGCUCGUGAGAUUGACAAUUCUUCCCGUGCCAGGACUACAGUACAGUAUUGGUCCCUACGGUACCAUACGGCACUUCACCUCCCGUACCGGUAUGUAGUUAUUACGAUACAAGUUAAUUAAAAAGUGAUUCCAGCUGAUAGCGGUUUAAUUCGCACUUGAAGCUGGACUUGCAUGCAGCAUAUUUGUUUAACAGAUCUUGAAGCACGAAUGUAAGAUGGGACU